This is a messenger RNA of Hibiscus syriacus, 245 nucleotides long. RefSeq lists its product as uncharacterized. The record is from RefSeq and is a predicted model, not a curated record. Bases 9 to 221 code for a protein of 70 amino acids. The transcript has 2 exons. NCBI's taxonomy places the organism in Eukaryota, Viridiplantae, Streptophyta, Magnoliopsida, Malvales, Malvaceae.
UCGAAUCGAUGGCGGAUUUGGGUCCGGUGAUAGUAGCGACGGUGCUGUUCGUCUUGCUGAGCCCCGGAUUGUUGUUUCAGAUACCAGGUAAAGGCAAGGUUGUUGAGUUCGGGAACAUGCAAAACAGUGGAGCUUCCAUCUUCGUCCACUCGAUCAUCUACCUCGGUCUCGUUACCAUCUUCGUCAUCGCCAUCGGAGUUCAUAUUUACGCCGAUAAUUAAUAAAAACGUCGUCAUCUCCCUUAA